Molecule: messenger RNA, 1371 nt
Organism: Micromonas pusilla CCMP1545
Lineage: Eukaryota; Viridiplantae; Chlorophyta; Mamiellophyceae; Mamiellales; Mamiellaceae
Exons: 11
Coding region: 100-837 (245 amino acids)
Biological process (GO): maturation of 5.8S rRNA; maturation of LSU-rRNA; assembly of large subunit precursor of preribosome
Cellular component (GO): nucleolus; preribosome, large subunit precursor; cytosol
Molecular function (GO): ribosomal large subunit binding
Source: RefSeq, a predicted model, not a curated record
GAAACUUCAGUGGCCGACGACGACAUCCAUAAGCUCUGAACGUUUCUCCUGUCAUCCAGUCUUCUUUUACCGCCCUUGUCCCCGGCCACUCGCGGUGAAAUGGCAGUUCGGCAUCAGUAUGAGAACAGCAAUGAUAUCGGGGUGUUCGCAAACUUGACAAACGCGUACUGUUUAACGGCUGUCGGUGGUUCUGAGAACUUCUACAGCGUGUUUCAAAAUGAGCUAUCAAACGAUAUACCAGUCGUGAAGACUAGUAUCGCCGGAACUAGACUUGUUGGUAGGAUGACAGUAGGAAAUAAAAAUGGAGUGCUCCUGCCAAAUUCAACUACCGAUCAAGAGGCUCUGCAUAUUAGAAAUUCUCUUCCUGAUGAAGUGCUAGUUCAACGUGUUGAUGAAAGACUUUCUGCUCUCGGUAAUUGCAUAGCAUGCAACGAUUAUGUUGCUCUCAUACAUCCUGAUUUGGACGAAGAAACGGAAGAAAUCGUAUCUGAUGUCCUUGGCGUCGAAGUUUUUCGGCAGACAAUAGCAGGAAACAUAUUAGUUGGAAGCUACUGUGCAUUUUCGAACCAGGGUGGUAUUGUUCAUCCACACACGAAAAUUGAAGAUCUAGACGAGCUCUCUGCACUCUUGCAGGUCCCCCUUGUGGCAGGAACAGUUAAUCGAGGCAGUGACGUAAUAUCUGCGGGGCUUUUUGCUAAUGAUUGGACAGCCUUUUGUGGUUUAGAUACUACUUCAACUGAGUUACAGGUGGUCGAAAACAUCUUCAAAUUGAAAAGCGCCCAGUCAAGUGCUCUGGUGACGAACCUUCGAGCAUCACUUGUAGACGUCUUAGUGUGAUUCCCGGCAUAUAUUUCACUAUCGGUGUCACACGCUUGGAUCAGAAAUCAAGCAGUAACUUUUGAACGUCGAUCGCAUGGUUUACUAUAUUUCAGCCAAAGACGUGUUCAAUUCAAAAUUCGCACUUGUCCACUGUUUCCUGUUAGUCUCGUCUCGUCCCGGUGCACCUCAUAGCUCUCAAGACAGCUGCAACUGUUACAAUACCUGUUCGCACAACAAAACUGGCCUUUGCCUGUCAAAACUUCCGUUUCAGAGCGCCACCGGAGGCCGAUCUUUCUCUCCUUGAACAUGGCCAUAUCUGCUAUACAAUAUUCUCGGAAAAGUUUUGAGAAAUACCGGUUAGCCAAGCGCACGUCGACUACACCAGAGCCGCUUUCACUACCGAUGAGUCGGUAUUUCUCGAGUUUAGCACUCCUUGAGAGAAGAUCUCGAAAACCUGUUCUCCGUGCCGUGCAUAUUAAAUCAGGUCUGAAAUUGGACAGAAUCCUGAUAUGCCGUUCUCGUGACGGCAAAGUCAAAAGUUCGCUUGAUUGA